GGGGCGGCUCGGGGAGAGGAACCUCAUGGCUAGAAGGCGCCGGGCGGAAUAAACUUCGCGAUGGCUGCCCAGUCGAGCCUGUACAAGGAGGACAGAAACCUGCUGCGCAUGAGAGAGAGGGAGAGGAGGAAUCAGGAGGCGCUGCAGGACAGAGAGAAGUUCCCUCGGAAGACCCCGCUCUUCGCAGAGCCCUACAAGACCCAGAAGGGAGAUGAGCUGUCGAGCCGCAUCCAGAGCAUGCUGGGCAAUUACGAGGAGGUCAAGGAGUUCAUCAGCAACCGAUCCCACCAGGAUUUCAUCGGCAUCCCCACGGUGCUCGCUCCUCCGCUGCCCCAGCAGGGCCGGCCCGCCGGCUCGGGCCGGGGGCGCGGGCGGGAGAGCCGCGCGUGCCUGCGCGCCAAGAGGAGCGCCGGGCGGGCCGGCGGGGAGGCUCCCGCCCGGCAGCUGCAGGCCUCCCUCCUGGCCCUGUCUCCGCUGCUCUCGGCUCUGGCCUCUCCGCUGGCUCCCCUCUCCCCUCUGCAUUCCGGCCAGCAGCCCGGCGGCAGGAGCCGCGGGCUGCCCUACGGCCGGGCCGAGGCCUCUCGGGACCUAGGGGCGGAGGAGAGGGAGAGCCGGGAGGGCGCAGCCCUGCCCCCGGCCGGCGCCCCGCAGGCUUUCCCCCAGCCCUUGCCCUGCAAGAGCGCUGCCAUGCAGCAGAAGCCCACUGCCUACGUCAGACCCAUGGACGGCCAGGAUCAGGCCCCGGUGGAGUCGCCGGAGCUCAAACCGCUCCUGGAGGAGUACCCGGGGGAGCCCUAUGGGAGGAUCUCGGAUCUGAAGGCCGCUGCCAAAGCCAGGCUGUCCAAACUGGAGAUCCCUUCGGAGCCCCUGGAGCAAACCUUCCCUGCUGAUGUCCACUCCAUUGAAGACAUUCUGAAGGAAAUGACCCACUCCUGGCCACCUCCCCUGACAGCCAUUCACACCCCCAGCACAGCAGAGCCUUCCAAGUUCCCAUUCCCAGCAAAGGAACCACAGCACUCUGCAGCUGCAGCCCACAGUCAGAAGCAGUAUGAGGCAGCCGCCAGGCCCUUGCCUGCUCCUCAGCCACCGACGUCGAUGCUCCAGGAGGACCUGCACCUCAGUGACAGUGAAGAGAGCAGUGAUGACCAAGUUGUUGAUCAGCCACCUCCUGAGCUCCCUCCUCCAGGCUACAGGGCCCUGCAGUGCCAGCCCAGCAGCGUGGCCUCAGCACAUUCCAGCAGCCUGGAGUCGGGGAGCAGCAGCGGCUCGGACAGCUCCUCCGACUCGGAGACCGAGAGCAGCGACAGCGAAGCCUCCGACCCCCCCCUGCCAGCGCCUCAGCCUGACCCCCCAGCCUGCAACAAGUGGCAGCUGGACAACUGGCUGAGCAAGGUGAACCCUGCAGCAGUGCCAACAGAGAGCCUCAGCCAAAGCAGCCCUGGGGAUGGAGCUGAGGAGGACAAGGAGCAGGAGCAGGGCAGCUCCCUGCAGCCCCCUGGGCCUCAGCUCCAGGGCUGCAGCCAAGCAGCUCCCCAGGAUGCUCCCCUGCCCAAGCUGCCCACCCAGCCCAGCUGCCAGCAGGCUCCUGGGCACCCUCAGGAGCCCUUGCCCAGGCACACUGUGGGCAUCAAGAGGCCCAGCAAGGCCCCAGUGCACGAGGAGCCCAAGGGAGGGCUGAAGGUGGAGAGCGAGCCUGGUCCUGGGGAGGGCAGGGAGCAGCCCUGCAGGGACAAGCCCAAGGUCAAGACGAAAGGGAAGGCAAAAGCCAGGGACAGGAGGGACCCAAAGCCAGCACUGCCACAGCCCCCUGAGAAGAGGAAGCACAGAAGCUGUCCCCAGGCCGGUGCCAAACCCUUCCUGGAGCCUCAGCCCAGCAGAGACCUUUUGCUUGGCAGUGCCCAGGAGCCCCUGGCGCUCAGUCCCCUUCCUGGAGGCCGAGGCACCACCCCCACCAGGACUGGCAGCCACAGGCCCCCCCCGGGGGCCAGAGAGGAUGGCCACAAGGAGCAGCUCCCCUUGCCUGGCCAGGAGGACAGGCUGGGCUCCCCAGGGAGGGACUCCCCCAGCCCCCUGUCCCUGCUUGUGAAAAUCCAUCUGCCCCUCCUGGCCAGAGUGCCUCAGCCCUCGGGGCAGGGCAGCCACCAGAGCAGAGCAGAGGCCAAGGAGCUCCCUGGGGCAAGGAAGCAGCACAUGGAGAGGAAAGCCACAGAGCCUUCUGACAAGCCAAAGAGGAAGAGGAAAAUGGAGGAGGAGGUGGAGAGGAAGAAAGCUAAAUCAGAGAGGAAAAGCAGAGCCCUGCUGCCUCAGAAAGCCUCCAGCAAGCUGAAGACUCCAAAAGCUCCCUGUGAGGCCCAGCAGCAAGACCUCCUGCCCCCCACAGCACUGCCAGCCAAGUCUCCUGCACAUCCUGCCCCCAGGGUGGCCCCAAAGAGACCCCUGGGGGAGGGCAGCGAGCUGCCAGGCACAGACAGCACUGCCAGGAGCAGCCACAGGGAUCCUUGGAGCUCCAAGCACAGGAAGGUGGAGAGAAAUCAGCCUGAGCUGUCCAGGGGCAUCCAAGGCCCUGCAGGGGCCGUGUGCCAGCCCUGCCCAGUGCCUUCUCUGCCAAACGGUGCCUGCAAGCCCAGGAGGCCUCAGCUGCAGCCUCAGCAGAAGCAUCCAGUGGAGCACUACAGGGAAGAGGCCAAGAGGCUGAAGCACAAAGCUGAUGCCAUGACAGACAAGGCUGGCAAGGCCAUUCAGUACCUGGAUGCUGCCCUGGCCUUCAUUGAGUAUGGCCUUGCCCUGGAGCUGGAUGCCCCAGCACCCAGAUCAGCUUCCAGCAUCUUCAGGGACACCAUAGACCUCAUCCAGUUCAUCAGCACAGGGAGAGCCUUCCCAGGCUCCUCAGCAGCCUGCCAUGAGGAGAUCUUCCUGGUGCUAUGCGCCCGGUGCCAGGCCCUGCUGCACAUGGCCCUGUUCCAGCCCCAGAGGGAGGCGGCGCUGAGCUACUGCCGGCUGCUGGGAGACCUGCUGAAGAGCUCUGCCCGGGCGGCACCGGCAGCUUCUCCCGGCGUGCCAAGGAGCACAGGGUUGCCUUCUCCCCUCUCUCCCCUGCCCUCUCCUGGGGCUGGGAGCUCUCAGGCAGGAGCCAGCAGCAGUGGCAGCAGCUCCUCGGUGCCGGUGCCCAGCUGCAUGCCCAGCAUCACCUCCUCCUACAUCGGCAUCACCACCUCCAUCCUGCAGGCCCAUGAGCUCUGGGAGCAGGCUGAGGCCCUGGCCAGCAGGAGCAAGGAGUUCUUUGCUGAGCUGAGCACAGCCACAGGGCCCCUGGCCCUCAGCAGCAGCCUCGGGGAGCUGCUGCACUACACCAGGCAGGGCCUGCACUGGCUGAGGAUGGAGACCCACAGCCCCUGA
Molecule: messenger RNA, 3396 nt
Organism: Dryobates pubescens (Downy woodpecker)
Lineage: Eukaryota; Metazoa; Chordata; Aves; Piciformes; Picidae
Gene: AFF1
Product: ALF transcription elongation factor 1
Exons: 22
Coding region: 61-3396 (1111 amino acids)
Biological process (GO): regulation of gene expression
Cellular component (GO): nucleus; super elongation complex
Source: RefSeq, a predicted model, not a curated record